GUUUCAACUUAUUUUAAUUUUCUAAUGUAUUGAAGUAUUAGAUCUGCACUGUAAAAGAAAAUGGGACCAAAAGAAAGACUUAGCCAAGAAGACAUAAAAAUUGUACGUCAGGCGAAUCUUCUCUUAGAACAACUGAAUGCAGGCAGCAGUCUGAGCUGUGUGGAGGACAUUAAUGCAGCUGUUUAUGUCACUUUGUUUGAAGGUCUCUGUGGGGAGAAGUUACAGGGUGUCAUACAGAAGCCAGUCAGUAGAGAAGAUGAGAUUCAAAAUGUACAGUUGGUAAUAGAUAUUUUAUCUCGAGAUAUUCUUCACACAUCACUUGCUCACAUCACGGGACGGGAUGCUAUUGAUGGAAAUCGAGAGUCCAUCCUUAACCUGCUCGAGAUAUUUGGGGGACUUCUAGAGUACAUUUUAAACAAAAUAGAAAGUGAUGUUUCAACAGAUGGGGAAGGUGAUCCAGAUGAACUGGAUGAAGAUCCGGAUGCUGUACAGCCAGAAGUGAUUGACAAAAUCUUAGAACGGGAGCUCCAGCGGAACUACAGUCUAGAGGGAAGUCCAGAACGACUCACCCCGAAAGGUAGUCCAGCCAGAAGAUCUCCUAUCAAAUCCCCAAAGUCUGAGCUAAGGAGGAAAGCUCUGUUAAGUCCCUCCAAACCUUCAAAAAUCAGUGGUCCUUCUCUAAAGAAAACUUUGAGUGAAACAGAGGACUUGAUCGCUGCAGUAAAUGACACUUCAACUGGGUGCAAAGAAACCACAGUCAGCACAGAUCAAAAUUCUACAAAUGAACUUAUUAAAGAGGGAGAGAAUCUAGAAAAAGAUCUACUGUCAGAUAGGUACCGACCAGGCAAAACAGCAGCACAAAUAAGAGAAGACCUAGCCAGACAUAGAAGAGAUCUUGGACUUCCAAAGGAUCCAUUUUCAGACCUUGUACCAGUGACUGAAAUAGAUGACAAAAAGCAGAGCAACAUGAAGACAAGCAACAGUAAAGAUACAGAGUCUUAUGAGAACUUACGUAACCUGGUGGAAGAAACUGCAGCCAUGGCAGAAGAAGCCCUUUAUUGUAGUCCAAAUCAGGCAAGAACUAUCUUACGAAGCAUGGAGAAUGAUUAUAACACAGGGAAGCUCACCAGAACAUAUCCCAGUCCAAAGAAAGACCAAUACGGAAGUCCACCCAGAAAAACAAAGAGUCCAACUCGGGUAUCAGAGGAUGAAUUCUUCUCUGAUUCAGAGCUGACACCGAGCCGUGCCAAGAGGAAGGUAUCUUUUAUGGUGGAGAGGUCCACAACCUCAGACUCAAGCCCCAGCUUCUUAAGGACUGCCCCCAGAUAUAAACCUAAAACUAAGUCAGCCUGGACCGAGAAAAAGGAGGGAUCAAAGAAACCCACUCGUCCUCGUCAGGACAAUACUCAAAGGAGGGGCAUUUCAGGGGACAGCAGUCUCUUUGACUUUGAGAAAAACCCUGCCAACUUUUCCUACGAUGACUACUUAAAGAAGCAGUUCCAUGAAAUAAUUGAUGAUGUUCUGAGUGAAGAUGAGGCCAUGCCAGCAAGAUUUAGGUCACGGAACGAUCAGCAAAAAAUUCAUUCAAGCAGACUUGGCAGUAAAUCAAAGGGGAAUUACUCCAUCUCCGAUACACAGCGACUGUUGAACAAGGAAAAAGAUGUCAACAAACGAAAAGUAGAUUUUCUACAAAGGAUAUACAGGGAAGAUUUAGAUGAACUUCAAAAUGAAGCAGAAUAUGGAUUAAGUAAAGACAGAAAGGAUGCUAAACAAGUGGAAGAUGUAUACAAGAAGAAAGUGUUGACAGGUCCCAAAGCAAGUGUUAAACCAAAGGAACCUGGAAUGAAGAAGAAAAUGCCUGUUCACAAGCCCAGUGUGUGUAGUAAAGCUAAACGAAAAUCUCCUAGUGGUACAACAGCUUUACCAAAACAGAAAAUGACCAUUAAAGAUGAUGAGGACAUAUUACCCCUGCUGCUGAAGGAAUUCCCCCAUCUCCACCUGUCCCUCCACACCUGGCAUGAACUCUGGAGAAAAGGCAUACACCAGAUAGAGCAGGUGACGCGGGCCAACCAGGAAGUCCGGCGCAAAAAAAGCAAAGCCAAGGCAGAGCUGGAAGAAGCAGAAAAACGACAUGAAAUCAUGGUGAAUAUAAUGAAGAAGGAAUUGGAGCAUGGUCAGCGUAUGAAAGAAAUUAAAGAAAGACAAAAGCAAACAGUGGCUGCCAAGAAUCUGAUUCAAGAGAAACGGGCUCAGUCAGCUCGAUCUCGUAAAUAUUACGAUGAUUACCAGGUCAGAAUGAGAUCCAAGAUGCUCAAAAGGCGAACUCGAGAAGAAAUGAUCUUCCGUAAACUUUUUAAAGAUGGAUUGGAUAUCCAAAAGGACCGAGUGCGAGAGUUGAAGAAAUAUGCCCAGGAACAGCGCGAUUCUCAGGCCAGUGCUCAAAGGAAUGAGAUUGAGUCCAUGGAGAAUUAUUAUCGUGAUCAGUUUGAAAUGCUGGCAGAAUCCAUAACUAAAGAAAGAAAAGAGAUUUUAAUUAGAGAGAAAGCACAACAGAAGGUACUUGAACAGAUGAAGAAGGAGUUGCGUAAGAAGAUGGAAUCUGAGAUCCAUUUAUUACAGGAUCAGUUUGUGAGAGAUGACGAUGACGCCUACUUCCGACAGCUUGACGCAGAUCGUGUCAUUCACAACUUACAGCUAGCCAAAUAUCACGUCAACGUGUAGUAUAGGAACCUGGUGUAAAACACUGACUGUGAUAUCUUUCUGGGAUCUUAAUUCAUUUUUGAAGAAACCCAAUUUCUAAUGUAUUUUUUAAAUAGAAAGUGAACUGUGAAUGAAAAAAAUGACUUUAAAGGUUUCUUUUCAUUCAAAAAGCACUAUACAUGUACAUGUAUAAUGUGAUGUUAGUCCAUGUAUAAAAAUCUGUAUUUUUUCCGUUUUAAAACCAAAAUAGAAAUACUGAGUAUUUCUGAACAGAUAUACAGGUACAUGUAUGUACACAAUCAUGUACAAGAUUGUUCACUUGUCCAUCAUGAUUACGGUACACAAACUAUUUUAUAGACUUGACUACAUGUGUAUGUACAUAUAAAUAUUAAUUUAGUUCUAUUUUGUAAAUUUAAAUUUUUAGCAUUCAUAUGCAUUUCCAAAUGCUAGUACCAUGAUGUAGAAGUGUUUUAAAUUAUUAAAUGAUGA
Saccostrea echinata is the source of this 3189-nucleotide messenger RNA. RefSeq names its product centrosomal protein of 95 kDa-like. Gene Ontology annotation, cellular component: spindle pole; centrosome. The transcript has 22 exons. Bases 61 to 2721 code for a protein of 886 amino acids. Lineage: Eukaryota; Metazoa; Mollusca; Bivalvia; Ostreida; Ostreidae. The record is from RefSeq and is a predicted model, not a curated record.